UUCAGGCUGGAGAGGCUUGGUUGUGCAGAAGUGGAGAGAAGCCUCUGUUAGAAAAUAUCAGGACCUGAGGUAGUGGAGCUACCGCUGUGGUUCAGGCUGCGCUAUGCAAACCGAGGCAAGAACGUGUAGCAAUAAAGCGGAUCAACUUGGAAAAGUGCCAGACCAGUAUGGACGAACUAUUAAAAGAAAUUCAAGCCAUGAGUCAGUGCAGCCACCCCAACGUAGUGACCUAUUACACCUCUUUUGUGGUGAAAGACGAACUUUGGCUGGUUAUGAAAUUGCUAAGUGGAGGUUCGAUGUUGGAUAUCAUAAAAUACAUCGUCAACCGAGGGGAACACAAGAAUGGCGUACUGGAAGAGGCGAUAAUAGCAACCAUUUUAAAAGAAGUUUUGGAAGGCUUAGACUAUCUGCACAGAAAUGGUCAGAUCCACAGGGAUUUGAAAGCUGGAAAUAUUCUUUUGGGUGAGGAUGGUUCGGUACAAAUAGCAGAUUUUGGGGUAAGUGCAUUCUUAGCCACAGGGGGUGAUGUUACCCGGAAUAAAGUCAGGAAAACUUUUGUCGGUACCCCAUGUUGGAUGGCCCCCGAAGUCAUGGAACAGGUGAGAGGCUAUGACUUCAAGGCUGACAUGUGGAGUUUUGGAAUAACUGCCAUUGAAUUAGCCACUGGAGCAGCGCCUUACCACAAAUAUCCUCCAAUGAAAGUGUUAAUGCUGACGUUGCAGAACGACCCCCCCACCUUAGAAACCGGAAUAGAGGAUAAGGACAUGAUGAAGAAGUACGGCAAGUCCUUUAGAAAAUUACUUUCGCUCUGUCUUCAGAAAGAUCCUUCCAAAAGGCCCACAGCAGCAGAACUUUUAAAAUGCAAAUUCUUCCAGAAAGCCAAGAACAGGGAGUACCUGAUUGAGAAGCUGCUCACGAGAACCCCAGACAUAGCCCAAAGAGCCAAAAAGGUUGAGCAGAAUCCUGGGAAAGCAAGCAUGAUGUCAGGUUCUGAGAAAGAGCAAGGUGGCAACACAAGGGUACGAAGAGUUCCGGGGUCCAGCGGUCACCUGCAUAAGACUGAAGACGGUGACUGGGAGUGGAGUGACGACGAGAUGGAUGAAAAGAGUGAAGAAGGGAAAGCGGCUUUUUCUCAAGAAAAGUCACGAAGAGUAAAAGCAGAAAAUCCAGAGAUCGCCAUGAGUGCCAGCAGCAUGCCCGAGCAAAUACAGUCCCUCUCUGUACAGGACGCUCAGGGCCAACCCAACGCUAGUGAAGACUAUAGAGAAGCUUCUUGCGUUGUGAACCUCGUUUUAAGAUUAAGAAACUCCAGAAAGGAACUUAAUGACAUACGAUUUGAGUUUACUCCAGGAAGAGAUACGGCAGAUGGCGUUUCCCAGGAGCUCUUCUCGGCUGGCCUGGUCGAUGGACAUGAUGUAGUUAUAGUGGCUGCUAAUUUACAGAAGAUUGUAGACGAUCCCAAAGCGUUGAAAACAUUGACAUUUAAAUUGGCUUCGGGCUGUGAUGGGUCAGAGAUUCCCGACGAAGUGAAGCUGAUUGGAUUUGCUCAGCUGAGUGUCAGCUGAUGUAUGUCCCUUGAUGUCACCCUUAUCUGUCAUGCCCCUCCUCACCACACUUCCCUCGCCCCUCCCUAUCCCUCCCACCCUUUUACUCCCACUUCCCAGCAAAUUCAGAAGAUUGUGAAGAGGUCGGCUUAGACGAAAAUGGGAUUAAAAACAAAAAGGUUGUUUUUUUAAACUUACAACACUCCGAGUUCCGCUUUAUUCUCUAGCAAUCCACAGUAUGAGAACAAGCAAAUGCCACAGCUGCACGACUGUUGCUGCUCUUUUCCAAAAGCUAUUUAAUAAUCUUAGCACUCAAUGUGGAACUAUCCCGCCAGCGAAAAGAAUCUGAAAUAACACUCAGGUGGCCCUAUUUAUUGGCAACAACAACCACAAAAAAGAAUUUUCUAUCAGAAGCCUAUUUCUCCUUUCACUGUUCAUGCUUUCUGUUAGAAUACGUUAAUUUUACAUCUGAUAAUACUGCCUCUUUAUGUUGUAUUUAGAAAUUAAUAUACUUAUAAAAUUAAGAUUUAUUAGCCAAACUUGAAUUCUAGUUUUAAAACUGUGAAUUUUAUUUUUCAUAUAUGUAUGCAUUACACACCUUAGCGAUAAAGAAAGGAAAAAGAAAAAGGUUUUGAUUAUAUGCUUCUUGCAGUUAAUCUCUUAUUUAAACAAAAGGUUUCAGGUAUAUCUUUGAAGUAUUUGUAAUGUUAAUUUUUGAAGUGACUGGAUUAAGAACUAGGAAUGCUUCACUCUCUCGGUUUGCUUGCCUAGAAACAGAUUACAAUCUGACAGUCUCUUGGGAGUGGGAGGUGCCUUGCAGGCUCUCACAGGAAGACUGACUGAGGGCUGCUUUCCGGCAGGCAUGGGCUCACAGCUAACCUGGCCGCCACUUGUGACGGCAUCACUAAAUGUGGCUUCCUUUAGAGUUUAGAGCAUCCUAGGAAACGUCACCAUUCUAUUCGAUGGCUGACUGCGUACCCAUCUCUGAUUUGGCUUCUCCUUAAGUGACACGGUCUGUUGUUCAAAAAGUGAUACACUUGAAAUUAUCAGCAUUUUUGUUUUACUUGAAUUUCUGCAAACGACCAGAUAGAGGUGGAGAUAAUAGAAAGGGUUUUGUGCAAUGACUACAAAGCUAAAACGCUGUCAGGUUUCAAGGAUAAGUACUUUUUGCCCCGAGUUGCCCUUUGCUUGAUUAUAUACAAUGGAACCAGUAAAUCUUAAGAUUUUGAAAAUUGGAGUUUAAACUUUUCAGGGAGGUGGACUCCCGGGAUGGUACCAUCGCUCUUUCCUAGCUAACCCUAGAUAUGGCAGCUCUUCGAUAUACUUUAAAAAGCAAAUAUAUAUUACUAAGGAAAAAAGUUAUUUAUAAUUGCCUUGUCGUAAUUGUUAAGGUGUUCUAGAGCCAUUUGCAUACAAUUUAAUGUAAUUUCAUUCCAUUCUAUUGUUUACACAAUGAUUACUCAAAGAUGACUGCAAAAGUAAAAGGAUAAUAAAAGUGUAUUGCACAAAGA
Messenger RNA from Echinops telfairi (small Madagascar hedgehog), 3055 nucleotides. RefSeq names its product serine/threonine kinase 39 (gene STK39). Gene Ontology annotation, molecular function: protein serine/threonine kinase activity; ATP binding. Gene Ontology annotation, biological process: protein phosphorylation. Bases 168 to 1565 code for a protein of 465 amino acids. The transcript is spliced from 19 exons. The record is from RefSeq and is a predicted model, not a curated record. Lineage: Eukaryota; Metazoa; Chordata; Mammalia; Afrosoricida; Tenrecidae.